This is a messenger RNA of Parnassius apollo (apollo), 351 nucleotides long. Lineage: Eukaryota; Metazoa; Arthropoda; Insecta; Lepidoptera; Papilionidae. The record is from the annotation of a GenBank genome assembly.
AUGAGUCUGUACAGGGCAUCAAAAGAAUAUAAAGUGCCGUGGAGUACUUUAAAGGUCAAUGUUGACAGAGUAAAGGAAGAACGCAAUCAGGGCAUAACACAAAUUAAAAUGCUCAAGGAAGGCCAAGACCGCGCUUCGAAGGAUAAUACAUCUGACAAUGAGGAAAAUGACCACAUAGGUGAAGAUCAUGAUCAGUCACAAGAUAAACAACCCCGUUCCACCGCGAGCACUGAAUCGGACCAAACAACCGAUAAUGCAAAGAAUUCAUCAAAAUCGGAAUUCAAAUCUCCACUUCCGAAAAAUAUGUCGCGAACCAUGACCCAAUGUUGCAAUUGGCAUUUGAUUUGCUGA